Molecule: messenger RNA, 971 nt
Organism: Brassica napus (rape)
Lineage: Eukaryota; Viridiplantae; Streptophyta; Magnoliopsida; Brassicales; Brassicaceae
Exons: 2
Coding region: 104-760 (218 amino acids)
Source: RefSeq, a predicted model, not a curated record
CUUGUCGUCAAAGUCUUCUAUAAAAAGUAACAUUCAUUAGGCUAAACACAAACAACACGAAGAUCCCAAGAAACGAGAGAAAGAAGACAAAGAAGAAGAAGAAAUGAAGUUGGUUUGGUCUCCGGAGACUGCAUCUAAGGCUUACUUAGACACCGUUAAAUCGUGCGAGAAUCUUGAAACACCUGACGCGGCGGAGCUAAUAUCAGCGAUGGCGGCCGGAUGGAACGCGAAGCUAAUCGUCGAGACAUGGUCAUACGGAGACGCAAUAGCCUCGAGUAUCGGCUUAAACGUCGCGAGCCAACACGCAAACGCGAAACACGUAUGCAUCGUACAAAACGCAAGAUCGGAAUCAGCUUAUCUCCAAGCCAUCCAAGAAUCUUCAUCUCCCUUGAACUUACCGAAGACGAUCAUCGCCGAAGAGCCCGAGAUGGCGAUGAAGGAGAUACAAGGGAUAGAUUUCUUGGUCGUGGACUGGCGGAACAAGGAGUUUGCAGCGGGUGCGUUGAGGAACGCUGCGUUUGGAAGCAGAGGAGCGGUUGUGGUUUGUAGAAACGGGUAUUCGAGAAGCUCUUCGGGUUUUAGCUGGAGAAGGGCUUUGAGAGAGAGGGAAGUUGUUAGAACGGUGACUCUUCCGGUCACCGGAGGUAUUGAGAUUGCUCAUGUGGCGGCUAGGAACUCGGGGAAGAUUGAGAAGAGUAAGAGGAGAUGGAUCACACAUAUUGAUCAGAGGUCAGGAGAAGAACAUGUAUUUAGUAUCUAGAGAGUAAACUUUUAUGAGUUGUGAGAAGUGUGUUAUUUGGAUUCUUGUAUAUCACUUUGUACAUAAGACUCCAUAGAUGCUGUUGUAUCAUACUUGUUUUAGAUCUCAGCAACAACCAAUGAUAUAUAAAAAACGUUACAUUGGUUGAAAGAUUGAGCAAGACUGUAAAAUCUUUGUUUGUAUCUUAUCAGUUUCACUCUCUCUUGUAAGA